UAUUCAGGCGAAUGCAGGGCAGCCAUUGCGAACUUGCGAAGGACCCCGCCCGUCUCUCUGAUGCUAUGAGUGUCAGCGUUGUGUUUACAUAUUAAUAAUCUCCUUUUUUCUCCCUGAAAUAGUGUUAUUUCUAUCGAUAAAAUGCCCUUGUUUGAAGGCCUGGGCAGUGGAGGGGAGAAGACAGCCGUGGUUAUUGAUUUAGGAGCGGCGUACACAAAAUGUGGCUUUGCCGGCGAGACUGGGCCGAGAUUCAUCAUCCCCAGUGAAAUUAAACACCCUGGAUCUCAGGAGGCUGUUCAAGUCGUGCAGUACAACAUCAACACCGAGGAGCUGUACACCAUCCUGAAGGAGUUCAUUCACCUGCUGUACUUCAGGCAUCUGCUUGUGAAUCCUCGAGACCGGCGCGUGGUGAUCAUUGAGUCCAUCCUCUGUCCUUCACACUUCAGAGAGACGCUCUCCAGAGUCUUCUUCAAGCACUUUGAGGUCCCGUCGGUCCUGUUUGCUCCCAGUCAUCUGAUGUCCGUCAUGACUCUGGGCAUCCAGUCUGCUCUCGUCAUGGAUUGUGGAUACACGGAGACGCUGGUGUUACCAAUCUAUGAAGGCAUUCCGAUCCUGUCCGCAUGGGAGGCUCUACCAAUGGGAGGAAAAGCCAUCCAUAAGGAGCUGCACAGUCUGCUGAGUGAGCAAUGCACGCUGGACACCGACGCCGGCACCGGCCUCAACCUGCCCGCCCUCAUCAGCACUAUUCCAGAGGAUGUUGUGGAGGAUAUCAAAGUGCGGACGUGUUUUGUUAGCGACCUGCAGAGGGGCAUGAAGAUCCAGGAGGCCAAAUUCAACAUGGACGGAUCUGCUGAGAGACCGGCUCCUCCUCCAGAUGUGGAAUAUCCAUUGGAUGGGCAGAAGAUUCUGCAUGUCAAGGGCUUCAUCAGAGACUCGGUGGCCGAGAUGUUGUUCGAGCAGGAUAAUGAGGAGAAAUCCAUCGCCACGCUGCUGCUGGACACUUUGGUUAAGUGUCCCAUCGACACUCGCAAGGUUCUGUCAGAGAACUUGGUGAUAAUCGGUGGUACGGCCAUGUUGCCCGGGUUCCUGCACCGACUCCUGGCCGAGAUCCGCUCGCUGGUGGAAAAACCGAAGUACCGUGAUGCUCUGGCUACCAAGAGCUUCCGUAUCCACAGCCCUCCAGCCAAACCCAACUGCACCGCCUGGUUAGGAGGUGCUAUAUUUGGAGCAUUACAGGACAUUUUAGGGAGUCGCUCGGUGUCCAGAGACUACUACAACCAGACGGGCCGCAUCCCAGACUGGUGCUGUCUCAGCACCCCACCUCCGGAUUCAGUCUAUGAGGCGGGAAAAACACCUCCACCUCUCAUGAAGAGGGCCUUCUCCACUGAGAAAUGAACUGGACAUUUCAAAUAUUAACCUCCUCUAAAUCCUGUCCGUCUGCUUAAUCAGAUAUGCUCUUGUAUGUUUACUGUAUAUAGUCCUGGUGUGUAAUGGUCUAAAGCAGAGAUUCUCAACUCUGGCCCUCGAGAUCCACUCCAAGCUUACCUGCCUGUAACGUUCUAGUAAUCCUCAAGACCUUGAGUAGUCUUUUCAGGUGUGUUUGAUUAGGGUUGGAGCCAAAAUCUGCAGGAAAGUGGAGCCUGAGGGCCAGAGUUGAGAACCCCUGGUCUACAGUAUGUCAUAUUGGUUCAGCUUUACUUCAUUUUUAAUAGUAGGUGAAACUAAAACCACUAGGGGUCAGUAACAGUCGCAGCAGGCCUCUGCUUCACUCAUGAAAGAGAUAAACCAUUUCCAGAGCAUGACAUUUGUCCAGCCUAAACCAUGUCAGUUCUUACAUAGUUUUGGACAAAAAGCUACUCUUUAAUUAUUAUUUAAAUGUCUGUGCUUGUUCUUGGACCAUCAACUUGACCGUAGUGUCAAGAAAAUACAUCCCAUUUCAAUUAUAUAUUUAACAACCAGUUUGGUUGUUAAAUAUAUAAUAUACAAGAGCUGGAUAUGUUGAAAAGUUUGGUGUAUUUAUUAGGUUUGUGAAAUAAACAUUUAAAAAUUUGUCAAA
Molecule: messenger RNA, 2056 nt
Organism: Ctenopharyngodon idella (grass carp)
Lineage: Eukaryota; Metazoa; Chordata; Actinopteri; Cypriniformes; Xenocyprididae
Gene: actr10
Product: actin related protein 10
Exons: 13
Coding region: 142-1395 (417 amino acids)
Biological process (GO): retrograde axonal transport of mitochondrion
Source: RefSeq, a predicted model, not a curated record